UGGUUGUCUGCCUGCCCUGACUGGGGGGUAACAACCCUGCACCAGACAGCGGCACAGACCGUUUCUACAGAACUUAGCUGUUAUAUUACAUAGUUUCAUCUAACUUAAUGUUAAAUGUAGUGAUAGUUGUUUUCUCCAUCCUUGUGAGCGGUGCAAGUUUAGACCCGACAUGUUUUCCUGGGUGCAAGAACACAAAAUCCUGGUCAUCCUGUAUUCCUAAUUACAGGCACCGCCCUGGCGGUCCUGGCCCUCGCGAGGAUGCCUGUAUCUUAUGUACUUCACAGCUACAGCAACAGUCAGUAUUAAAUCUGAAUAACUCCUCCCAGCAUACCUCAACAUGCCUUCCUAACAACUACCGUGUAGCGGUUCGGGGGUUCUCGUUUGGGAUACUGUCAGUUCAGAAACUACGACCAUCUCAGAAAAAGUCAAAAGUAAGUGAGCUUGCUCUCAUUGAGUGUGGAAUCACAGAUGUGGAACAGGACCUUUUGGCUGAGUUUCCUAAAUUGCAGACGUUACGCCUUGACUACAACAACCUGACCUACGUCAAGCAAAACUGGUUCAGUGGUGAGCGUUUUACCCCCGAGCAUUUUCAUGUCCUGUCAUUGUCACACAACUACAUCAGUAACAUGGAUUCAAAAUGCUUCCAAAUCCUGACUUCCCUGCACACAUUGAUACUGGACAGUAACUCUUUGCAAAGUGUCCAGCCAUCUUGGUUUCACAAUCUGAAAUGGUUGGGCACACUUUCCUUGAAAUCAAACUCUAUCAAAACGAUCCAUCCACAGGCAUUUAAGCCACUGUCAGGGCUGGGAGACCUAGACUUGAGCAUGAAUGAGUUGACGUGUUUGUCAAGUGAAACUUUAGAGGGGCUACAAAAACUAGACAAACUGUCAUUGGGUGGGGAUAGUUUGGAAAUGACCUGGCGACUGGGCUAUCGUUUCACUCCAUAUUACGGUCAGCGUAUCGCAGUAAGGGUUAACGAGGUGCUUUUCUGUAUCACUGAAUUCGAAGUUCCCCAACUGAAGAAGUUUUACAAUGUUCAAAUGCAACACAACACCCAGGUAACACAGGCAACUUUGCCAGGUUUGGAACCAAACAUUCAAUGUAAUAAUCUAGAUCUUAAGGGGCCAAAAACGAAAAGGCAACUGAAGUACAGCUUACCACUGAUUCUCUUAUCAGUAAAUAACACAGAAUCAGACAUCAAACCUGCUCAAAACAUCACCCACUUGUGCCAACAAGCUUGGGAAAAUGUCUCCACUGUAAGGGUAGCGUUAGGGGGAGACAUUACUCUGCAGAUUGUUCCCAUGGGUUUAGACAGGUCCUGCCAUCCCCAAACUGUUGCUAUCGUUAUAUCAAAUGUCAUCUCUAAAGAAAACAGGACCAGGCUGUAUGAUCAUGAAGAAAUGACGAAUGUAACAUGUUUGGUCAACACUUGGGAGGAGGAGACUUACCAACAUGUCUUCAUCGCGCCCCUGUCCAGUACUCCUGAUGGCACCGUGUGUCCAAGAAAGACCCAGGCCACAAGGACUCCCGAUAGUACCUUGUUUACGAGAGAGGGGAUGCCACUGACCACUAUAGAGCCUAAGAUCACGACAACAAAGUUAUCCCAGAAUCAGACUACAUGUACAUGUACAGUGUGUACAUGCAGUCCCUAUCCAAAUGGAACUGUGAAAGAGAGAUCCCCACAUGUAGCGAUCAUCAUAAUGGGAACUGUAAUAGGGGUAGUACUGGUAGAACUGCUUGUAGUGUACGUUAUCAGAAGACAGCGCUGUUGUACGGCCACACAGGAGCCUCCGCCGGCUGCGCCCUUCCCGAACUGCUGGUUGAUGGGUGGUCCAGGCCCCCUGGCAGGAGCCCGUGGUACAGCACCUAACAGGACUACACAGCAGUCAGGUGAGCAACAGUACAGUGAAAUUCCUGAUGAGUACUACGACCAGCAAAACACGCCACAGACUGAUCAUGAUUACAACUACUACAACACGAUCCCAGAUGAGUACUACAACCGAUACAACACAUACCCUCCGACACGCCGGAUACCUCAAGAUGACAGGGACUACUCUGUAAGACUGAACACUGCUGCAGCUGAGGUGGUCCUUCCUUCAUCAACCCGGCUGGGUGGCAAACACCCAUCCUACGAUACAGCCCCACAAGUCUGGAGAGACCCACAGAACUAUCAGAUACCUGCACGGGGACGUCAGACUAACAUCAGACCACACAGAAUACUAGUACCUCAAACAGGCAACAGUGGCCACCAGUAUAUGGGUUUGCUUGGUAACUGCAGAUAUAACAGGAGACCCCUAUCAUACCCUCAGAUACUUCAUGUACCUCAAAGACGAUAAGGAGUACUCUGUAAGAUUGAACACUGCUGCAGUCUGAGGUGGUCCUCCCUUCAUCAACCAGGCUGGGUGACAAACAUCCAUCCUACGAUACAGCCCCACAAGUCUGGAGAGACCCACAGAACUACCAGAUACCUGCACAGGGACGUAAUACAAACAUCAGAUCACACAGAAUGCCUGUAGCAAGCAGUAGUAGUACUAGUGAGCCACGAUACAUGGGUUUGAUUGGUAACUAUAGCAAAACAACUACAAAGUUCAGAAAGCAGAGAAUGCCCCUGUACAACAAUCCCCUUACCCAGCCCAACAGACAUCAGAUUAGCACAAAGUACCAGUCUGCACUCAAAGCUGAACAUCCAGAAAACUCAAAUCAUCCAAACAUGUCACGUCAACAGGCUUCAGAAGGGGUCAUUUAACCAUUUCUCAAGG
Molecule: messenger RNA, 2759 nt
Organism: Branchiostoma belcheri (Belcher's lancelet)
Lineage: Eukaryota; Metazoa; Chordata; Leptocardii; Amphioxiformes; Branchiostomatidae
Exons: 1
Coding region: 108-2336 (742 amino acids)
Cellular component (GO): extracellular matrix
Molecular function (GO): protein binding
Source: RefSeq, a predicted model, not a curated record